Messenger RNA from Asterias rubens (European starfish), 3197 nucleotides. Its product is annotated as serrate RNA effector molecule homolog A-like. The transcript has 21 exons. Gene Ontology annotation, cellular component: nuclear body. The record is from RefSeq and is a predicted model, not a curated record. The coding region runs from base 146 to 3166 and encodes 1006 amino acids. Gene Ontology annotation, biological process: mRNA processing; primary miRNA processing. NCBI's taxonomy places the organism in Eukaryota, Metazoa, Echinodermata, Asteroidea, Forcipulatida, Asteriidae. Gene Ontology annotation, molecular function: nucleic acid binding.
GGCACUCUACUGAUUCAGAAUAGAUUCAACUGAUCCUGAACUGGUCAAACGGGUAACGAUACUUUUCUCAAAGUCUCUUCAAAAGAACCAAUCCUUUUUCGUCAGUGAAUACUUGACAUAGUAAGCUGUAAUAUCAUAAAGCACCAUGGACAGUGACGAUGAGAAUGAUCGCCGUCGGAGAGAUAAGUUCCGACGUGAGAGGAAUGAUUACAGCGAUCGCAGAGACAGGGACACACGGAGAAGGGAAGACUGGAGUGAUCGGAGGCGACGAGACAACCGCGACCCGAGGGACUGGAACCGCAGGGACUACCAGGACCGAGGCAGACGUGACAGGUACAGCCCACCUCCAAGGGACAUGAGCCCACCCUCCAAACGUAUGAGGAGAGACUGGGAUUCCGGUAGUGGUGGCUACAACAACAACUACAACAACAUGCAGUACAGUGGUGGUGGUGGGGGUGGCGGAGGAGGAGGUGGUGGGAACCAGGGGGGAUACAACGGUCCCCAGCAGAGCCACGGAAACUGGGGGAGCGGUGGAGGAAUGCAACACAUGCAGCAAGGACCUCACCAUGGCAACCAAGGACAAAGGGGUGGCCAAGAUCACGACCACAGCCGUGGCCCCCACGGGCCCCACAUCAUGAGCUUCAAGCAAUUCCUUGCCUCUCAAGACGACAUGAUCGACGAUACCGAAGCGGUGCGUAAGUACAACGAGUACAAGGUGGAGUUCAAACGCACCCAGCUCAGUGAGUUCUUCCUGGCGCACAAGGAGGAAGAGUGGUUCCGCUCCAAGUAUUACCCUGAUGAGGCAGAGAAGGGCAAAGCAGAUGGACUGAGGGCCGUCAAGAAGCGCCUUCUUGUCUUCCUGGAGCUCUAUGAGGAGAACUGGCUGGAUAAAGUCAGACUCCAGCAGGAUAAAACAGAUCAGAUUAGCCGGGUGUUAGAUGCUGCCGUUAUUAAGAUGGAAGGCGGCUCAGCACUGGACCUUAAGGCCCUGGAUCAGGUGAUCUUGUCUCCACGGCGACGGAUGACAUCAGAGAGCCAGCACCCUCAGCAGAGUCCGAGGGGGAGUCCAAGAGGAAAGGCGGAGGCCAAGAAAGAAGAGUCCAAGGAGGAAAAGACCAGUGAGAAAGUGUCCGCUUCCGAAGCCGACAAGAAAGCAGAAGAGGAGGAAAGCAAACUGGACGACUCUGGAGAGAUCGUUUCCCCGAAGGAGGAUGAUGAGCCCAAGUCGCAGCCAGAUGAGUCUAAGACCCCGCCCAAUGGAGAGGACAAACCUAAGAAGGGUUCGCAGGAUAAGAGAGGGAAAAAGCGCAAGCGUCAUCGCGACAGCGACUACGAGAAUGACAGCGGUAGCAGCAGCGGGAGCAGUAGCAGCGGGCUUGAGUCAGACUCAGAUGCUGAGCCAGUACCCCCAGGACUUGAUGAUGACGUCAUGCCAAGCGAUAAAUUGGAGGAGGCUAAAGAGACAGAGAAGGCCAAGAAAGAGGCAGCGGAGGAAGAUGACGGUGAGCUGAAGGACGGAGACAAGGAGGGUGAGGAAGAGAACGAGCUGGUGCCGAGACCGCUCCACAAGACCUACUCGCUCUUUAUCAGGAACGUCUCACCGACGAUCACCAAGCAAGAAAUCAUAUCGCUUUGUAAGCGAUACCCCGGUUUCAUGCGUGUGGCCCUUGCUGAACCCCAACCGGAGAGGAACUUCCAGCGUCAUGGCUGGGUGACCUUUGACCGCAGCGUCAACAUUAAGGAGAUCUGCUGGAACAUCAGUAGUAUACGGCUGAGAGAGUGUGAGCUGAGCCCGGUCGUGAACCGCGACCUCGCCAACCGCAUUCGCAGUGUGAGCGGCAUCACUGCCCACAAGAAGAUCGUCCGCUCCGACCUGAAGCUUGCCGCCCGUCUCAUCCAGCAGCUUGACGAGGACCUCCGCCUCUGGCACCACGAGGACGAGGUUGCCUUCGCCAAGGAGGCCGCGGAGAAAAAGAUACGAGAGGAGAAGCGCAAGGAGGAGGAGAAGAAGAAGAAGGAGGAGGAGAAACUGAACGAGGACGAAGGAGAGAAGAAGGAAGAUGGACAGGAUGAGCCAGAGAAGGAGGUGGAGGAGGAGAAAGAACCAGAACGGAUCAUCAUCCCCACCAAGUACCAGUCCAAUCCGAUCUUAGAGAACAUCACUGACUACCUGGUUGAGGAGGUGAGUGCUGAGGAAGAUGCCUUGAUGGGAGCUAAGCCUGAAGAAGAAGGGGAGGAGACUAGCGGAGAAGUUAUGUUCAUCAGGGAUGAAGAACUCAAUAAGGUCCUUGAUCGGUUGAUAGUGUACCUGCGCAUUGUUCACUCUGUGGAUUACUACAACGCUAGCCAGUACCACAUUGAAGAGGAGAUGCCCAAUAGGUGUGGUAUCAUCCACAGCCGAGGGCACACCCCACCGAGCCGGAUCACCCACAAGGACUUGACCAAUUGGCAGACAACGUUUGAGGCCAAGUUGUCCAGUCUUCUGAACGCUGCGUCUGAUAUUCCGGAUGAGGAGCUCACCAAACUUGGCAAGAAAGACCAAGAAGCUGAGGUAGAGAAGUUUGUUCGAGCCAACACCCAGGAGAUGGGCAAGGACAAGUGGCUGUGCCCCCUCAGCGGCAAAAAGUUUAGAGGGCCAGAGUUUGUCCGCAAGCACAUCUUCAACAAGCACUGCGAUAAAGUAGACGAUGUGAAGAAAGAGGUUGCUUUCUUCAACAACUACCUGAAGGACGCCAACCGCCCCGCACUGCCCGACCCGCAGGCCCCUAAUAAGCCCUCCGGUGGCGGGGAUAGACACAACCAGGGCGACAUGCACGCAAGUGGUGGCAGCGGUGGGAUGGGUUUCCAACAACAGCAGCAGCAACCGCAGCAGUUUGGCAAUCAGAUGAUGGGCUUUGGCGGGCAACAGCAGCAGCAACAGCAGCAAGGGGGGAACAACUUUGGGAACCGCGGUCCUGGGAUGUUCAAUCAAGGUCAGCAGUUUGGACAUCAGCAGCAGCAGCAGCCGCAGACGUCAUUCCAGAGGGGUGCCUACAGCGGAGGGGGCUUCAACAGACAACGCAGCAGAUUCACCAAACGAGGGGACCAACAGUCGACAAGAAAGGAUCCAAGGCACAUUGUGAACUAUCGUGACCUGGAUGCACCAAAUGAUGACGAUUUCUUCUAAGAAUCUUCUUGGCUUUUCAAAGUGGGUUUGG